GUUUAAACGAGUGCUCCUUGGCCGAUUUUUUAACCAGAACUGGAAUCAGUCGCCGUCGCUACUACAAGAUGAGUAACAGGAGCAGCCUCAGUCACACGUAAAGCAAAACAUGCAAUCAAAAGAUACCACAGCAGAUGGAGAAUUCAGCGUGUCUAUUGAUUUACGAGGAAAAGGACACUGCUGCUUUCAGAGACACCCAUUACUUUCAUCCGGAAUUGAACAAGCACAAAAUAGGUCAUUUGCAAUAGAAACCCAAGCAUCACCUGACCAAACCAGUCCUGUUAUGAAAUCAAACGAAAAGAAGCGAAGAACUUCAAGUGAAUGGAUGAGGAAAUAUUUCUUAGAAGGUCAAGCUUUGACUCCUACUCAGACCCAGGCUCUUGAAACACUCGAUCCGAGCGCGCCAUGGUAUCAGAGGCUCAUUGUCAAGCACCGCCGGCUAAUGGGCGUAACUAUUCCAUUUAUUUUCUUUCAAGUCAUAUGGUGGAGUUGUGCCAUCAAGUACAACUUCUGGAGCUUGUUUCCUGGUAGAUAUUUCAUGACAAUAACAAUGGUUCUCGGUUCCAUGAUUGCAGGAAUGACAAGUGAAGGUGGAGGCGCAGUCGCUUUUCCCGUCAUGACCCUCGCUUUUAGUAUUGCACCAGAAGUAGCACGUGACUUUUCACUUAUGAUUCAGUCCUGUGGUAUGACAGCAGCGGCUUUCACCAUCUUCUGGAUGCGCGUGCAGCUUGAAUGGCACUCCGUGACAUUCUGCUCCCUCGGAGGAAUCUUCGGUAUGAUAAUCGGCUUAGAGUUUAUCGAUCCUCAACUCACCCCUCCCCAGAAAAAAAUGGGAUUUGUAUGCAUGUGGUUUGCAUUCGCUUUUGCUCUGUUUCUUUUGAAUCGCAAUCACAAGCGGAAAACAUAUACGACUAUCCCAGAAUUCAAAUUGUGGAAGCUCAUUGUACUUCUACUGACCGGAUUGAUCGGUGGAAUAUUCUCAGCUAUCGCAGGAAGUGGCGUAGAUAUCUGCAGCUUCAGCGUUCUCACCCUUCUCUUCCGUGUAAGCGAGAAGACCGCCACACCUACGUCUGUCAUCUUGAUGGCAGGAAACACAGUAGUGGGCUUCUACUGGCGUCAAGUCAUCCAGCAAGCGGUGAGUGCCGAGGCAUAUCAUUACCUGGCAGUUUGCGUGCCUAUCGUUGUGUUGGGUGCUCCAGUGGGAUCCGUGAUUGGGAGCCAUUUUCAUCGUCAGAUUCUAGCAAGUUUGAUCUAUCUUUUGGACACUGUUGCUCUUAUAAGUGCUUUUUUAAUCGUGCCUCUCUCAAAUGCUUUGAUUAUGGCCUCCGUGGGUAUCAUAGCGUUCGGAUUUUUCUUCUUUGGGCUGAUAGCUUAUGUUGGAAAAAGAAUAAUGGAAGGAGUUGAAAACAUAAGAGAACGACAAAGACAAGGCUGUUGUGAGGAAGAUGCCGAUGAAAAUAGAAUGGAAUCAACUGCUGCAGUUAAAACCGUUUACGACAAAGACAAAGGUCGUCGUGUUGAUCUUGAAACGCUAGAAGUGGCCCAGGGGAAAAGUAAAAAAUUAAGGGUACAAGAUGUGCAAAAGCUGGACACACUUUACGAGGUGUAAAAGAAAAAUUGUGAAUUGGCCAUUGUUAUGUUGUAGAUUGCUUGCGAAAUACAUUGGCUCCGAACACCAAGAUGUCAAUCAGUAGAAGUAUGAUGGUGAAUAUCAACCCGAUCAUGAUUGAAUAUAUACGAAUAUAUUUAUGUCUUAUCCCAGAAGAAGAAAAUGGGGACUCGUAGCUUUUUUACUUUGUGAAACGCUCGUGACAAUGCGAACGACAUACUUCUUGCAUGAAGUGACCUCUUCCUUCAUGUCGAAAUUAUCUAUCAAAAAUAUUUUUAACUUUAAAUUUCUUAAUUGCGUAUUUGUGAGGUCCUCCAAAGGUUAUUAACUUCAAAAUGUACAUGCUUAGUGAAAAUCUUAGAAAGGGCACGCUCUCCAUACACGCUCACAUGCAUUUGUCUAUUUGUAAUAGCCUUAAUUAUUGCCCCCUCACCCCUCCCCCCAAGUAGUCCCGUCUAUAGUGGUCUGAUUUUGCUGCACGCUUCUAGUGGUGAUUGUUGUAAUAACACAGACCGCGCACGCUCGACAGAAUAUCGAUAGGUAUAAUGUACGUUUCUGUCUUGUCGAAAAUGCGCCUUUUAAAGAAUGUUAAUGAUGAAUUCGGGUCAAAACGAGCUCUUAUAACGCGAACGAGACGAAAAGCUUAAAAUGCAUUAUGCUUGAUUAGCAAGUAUUUUAUUACUCGUACAAAUCAAUCUGCCUCUACUCGUGGACUGUGUCGCGGAAAAAAAUAUUCCUUGCAUACAUGAGCAAAUCUGAUGCUGCUCAAUAAAAUUGCGCUUAAGUAGACAUUCCCUACUAAAUUUCAUUGACAAAUGUACUUGUAAAUUUAUUUACCCAAGAAAAGUUUGUUGUUAACAAUUUUGAGUAGGGUCAAAUCAAUUAUCGUGGCAUAAUUUAGGACAAAAUGCUAUAUUCAAUGCCACGAGCUUAUCGUCGGCAAAUUGACCGAAAUUCUUGAAAAUUCCCUUGAUGUUACAGUCCAACAUGAGAUAAAAUCCUUAGCCUGAAUAUUGUCAACAGCGAGCCUGCUUUUCUUGCUGGCACUUUAGGAAUUCUAAUCCAGAAAAGAAAACUAUUAAGCGUUACUACCGGUAUUUUGAAUUAUUUCUG
Messenger RNA from Stylophora pistillata, 2722 nucleotides. RefSeq lists its product as uncharacterized. Gene Ontology annotation, cellular component: membrane. NCBI's taxonomy places the organism in Eukaryota, Metazoa, Cnidaria, Anthozoa, Scleractinia, Pocilloporidae. The record is from RefSeq and is a predicted model, not a curated record.